This is a messenger RNA of Drosophila ananassae, 8689 nucleotides long. RefSeq names its product neurogenic protein mastermind (gene nocte). Lineage: Eukaryota; Metazoa; Arthropoda; Insecta; Diptera; Drosophilidae. The record is from RefSeq and is a predicted model, not a curated record. Bases 553 to 7722 code for a protein of 2389 amino acids. Gene Ontology annotation, biological process: cell differentiation. The transcript has 6 exons.
UAUUUGCAUGCGGCAACAGUCUGGCCACUCUGUCAUCACGCAAUCAUAUCUGGCAACGCUUGCCGCAAAAUGGCAAAAAAAUAAUACAUACGAUUUUAAACUAAUGGACAAUUACGUAUUACGUGAAAAGAACGCCACAAAAAUAGUGAAAAGCUAAGCCAAUUGCCCAGCCAAUCGAAAUAGCGCGUGUGUGUGAGUGAAAAUCGCCAGAAAAAGCCGUGUGAAAAGCAAUUGUAGUGAUUCGAGGAACCUCCUCCGAUCCGAUGCCCAUUUCCACACCUUAUUAGAUAUUGUGCAUUCUUACCCGAAAGACUGACGACGAAUAAUUAGCAGCUAGAAGAAGGAGCUUGCUAAACGCAACGAUUCCAACACAUUCGAUUUUCGAAUAUCUAAAGAACCAAGCCCAAGCCCUAGCCCAAGUGUGCAAGUCCAAGUCCACGUUUACGCCCACGUCCACGUCCACGUCCACAUCCUCCAGCGCAGCUCCGUGUAGAGAGAGGAGCGCGGCGGCGGCGUCAAGGAAGCUAACGCUAAUGAGGAUCUAUUGGCAGCAUGAGUACACUGGGGGGAAGUAGGGGAGAGCGAAAUGCCAAGCCCAAAUUUACAGCGUUGGAUAUAAAUCGCAUGUACAAGAAUAGCCGCGGCGAAUCGAGUGAACCAUCUGCACAAAAGAAUCAAGUGCCCCGUAAACAUGGAAUGCAAAUCUUGGGAAAAGUGCCGUCCGCUAGGCGACCACCAGCCAAUUUGCCAUCCCUGAAGGCCGAGACCAAUACCAGCAGCAACAACAAUCUCCUAGUCUCAGUCGAAGGAGUAACCUCGGGAUCAGCAGGCGGAACAGCAGGAGCUGGUACGGCAGGAUCAAACACUAGCCAUAACAACGCCACUGCCCAUACCGGAGGAUCAGCAGGUGUAACAACAGGCGGCGGUGCGGGAUCGGUCGGAGGCGGAGCUGCAUCUGGCGGCGGCCACCAUCACCAGCAUCACCACAGCCAACACCAUCAUAACAACAACGUCGGUCUCGGCCCAAACUCCACCGGGAAGUUCGGGAAUAAUAGCAGCAGCAGCAACAGCAACACCAUUAGCAAUAACAACAACGCCGGCAGCAAAAACUUUAAACUAAUUAACAACUCGGUGGGUAGCGGAGGCGGUAUAUCAGGAGGUUCCGGUGUAUCCAGCGGUUCUCUAAGCGGAGGCGGCGGCGGAGGAGGAGGUGGUGGAUCAGGAUCCUCGGGUAGCGGUCCCAAAUCAUGGUCUGCAAUAACCACGGGACACGAGCGGGGCUCGGGUCAGCACUUUGGCCGACAGUCGCAGUCACACCAACAGCAAGUGGUGCCGCACUACCAGAGCCCACAGUUCCAGUACGAAUUUCCGACGCUGGACGGCACAGUUGGCAGCGGCGGCGGCGGCGGAGGAGGCGGUUCGGGAGCCGGAACCGGUGUGGGAUCAGGCUCCGGAUCGGGAGCGAACAAGGGCCACUACCAGAACCAACAGAACCAUCAUCAGCACCACCAGCAGCAGCAUCACCACCAACAGCAUCAGCACCAUCGGGACUACCACCAUGGACAUGGGCGUCAGUAUGGUGGCCACCACUCUCAUCGCGACUACAGAGAUGGCAGCGACGACGUCGGCGGCGUUUCCGCCGAGCUCGGCGAACUGAGUCUGCGUCCCCAGAACGAUACGGCUGCUUGGCUGCAGCAGCAGGAGAAGGCCGCCAAGGGAGCUGCAGCGGCGGUAGCAGCGGCCGCAGCAGCUGUGGCAGCGGACCUUGGCCUGAACCCACAGGGCCUGGGCCACCACCACCAGCUGGCGGGUAAUGGCGCCGGUGGCGGCUCCGGUGGAGGAUCCGGCAGCGGCGGAGCAGUUCCACUGCCCAUACUCUCGCUAAUGCCCUCGUUCAUGCGCAGCGGAGCACCCCUGCCGGUUGCCACAGCGGCCAGCAUUUUGGCCGGAGGAAUUGGCAGCGGCAGCUCCUCGGACUCCACUGCCCUUCCCAGCGUUCCCUAUCAGAACGGAAUCCUGGGCACGCGUUCCGCAUCGCCCGCUGUAAUGGGCAGCAGCGGCUUCCGGGCAGCAACUGCCAUUCCCAAGCGACCACCGGCCGCCUCGUCACCCCCUCAAUCGGGACUGGGCCUCGGUGGUUCGCCCACGCCGCCCCAGUCGCAGCAGCAGGCCAAUGGGGCCGCUCCUGCCGGCGGUAAUGGGCGCAAGGACAAGGACUAUGUCGUCGAGCCGGAGGUGGCCCAGAUGCAGCGUCCCAUUAUCCGUGAGGAGGACCUGGAGCGCCUCAACGCCAUCGCCAAGGACGACAGCUGGACCAAGCAGGACGACAUUGACUAUACGAAGAAACUGACCUUCUCGGACGACGAGUCCACGCCGGACGAGCAGCCGGGCAAGUCCCAGCAGGCUCUGCCGGGCAACGAUCAGCGCAAACUCUCCAGCUCCAACUCAUCCUCCAGCUGGCAGCGCGGCAAGGACAGCAGCGAGCGCGACCAAUCCCAGCAGGACGCUGUCCAGGAGCAGCCGCAGCAGCAGGAGAUCCGCCAGCAGAACGGCCAUCGCGGCAGCUCCGGCAACGUGGGAGCCCCGGUAGCCGGCGGCAUUGCUCUGGACGCCAGUGUCUACGAGCGGGUGAAGCAGCGCAAGGAGGAGGAGGAGCGACGCGAAAUGGAGCGCAAGCAGGCGGCGGCCAAGAAGCUGCAGGAGCUGGAGAUGAAGAUGAACAGCAAGAAGGCGGCGGCUGCCGCGGCAGCAGCAUCGGGAGCUGACGGCGGACUAGUCUCGUCCUCGUCGGCAUCCGCCUCGUCGUCCAGCGAGGCACCACCCCCGUCCGCUCCCCUGGGCAACGUCAGCGAGGACGAGGGCGGAGGCCAGGGCGGCGGCGGUGGUGGCGGUCAGCAUCGUCGACCGAGGGGCAGUAUUUCAAGUCUGGGCAGCGGCGUCACUCCGACGGGAGCUGCCGGCGGCGGUGUGUCCUCCUCGUCGUCGACCGGAGGUGGGGACUACGGCCAGAAGACGGUGUUCCUCACCCAUUUCCAAUCGAAUUUACCGCCCCGGUUCCAGCGCCAGCAGCAGCAGCAACAACAGCAACAGCAGCCGCGUCUGGAGAAGAGCGCCUCGGCCAGCAGCGCCUUUGACAGCAGUUCCCGUUACAUGCAGAAGGGCGGCGUCAGUGGCGGCAGUGGCAAUGGCGGUGGCGGAGUCGGAGGAGGAGGAGCGCCCGCCAAUGCCGGCCAGGGUCGCAGCAUUUCCGGCGGCUAUGCCCAGCGAGGUGCCAGCGUCGGUGGAGCUGGCGGCGGUGGUGGCUACAAUCGCAACCGCCACGACAGCUCCAGUGCCCGGGAGGACCAGGAGAUGGAGCAGCAGCAACAGCGAUUCACGCGCGGCCAGGACUACCGGCAGGCCCAGACACUGCCACGCAGCAUCUCGGAGAACUCGCACCGGAAGACGAGUGUCUCGUCGGCCGGAGACGACUCUAGCCUGAUGGGCGGAGGUGCUUCCUCGUGGGCCGAGCAGACGGAUGCCGAGCAAAAGGUGCACCAUCGCCACCGCGAGGAGAGCUUCUCCUCCAGCCACAGCCACGACUCGUCGGUGCAGAUCAAGAUCCUGCAGCGUCCAGCCCGUCAGCCGAGUCUCAGCGAGGAGUCUUCGUCGCAGCAGCCGAAGCAGAUUCCCUCCUCGCCGCAACAGCAGCCGCAGCAGCAGCAGCAGAAGGCCUCGCCGGCAGAGCCCAUGCCCACCCAGAUUCUCCGCCGCAGCGUGGAGGCGGAGAAGCCGGCCGAUGAUAAGCAGGCCGGAGAUGAGAAGGCCGCCUUGGAGACGGACGCGGAGAAGGCCAAGAGCAAGGAGGAGGACAAGACGGCCGGCAAGAGGCCGAGUCCCAGGAGCGGAGCAGUGAGCGGUGGCCGGGGCGGACGCAGCUAUGCCGCCAGUGGCGGAGCCGGCUCGGGCAACAGCUACCGCGGCCAGAGGAACGCCGGCGGCGACUGGGGCAGCCGAGGCAGUGGUAGACGGUAUUAUGGCAGCGGCGGCGAGCAGUCGGAGCACUCCGAGGACGUGGACGAGGACUGCUACAGCAGCAGCGGCGGAGGAGGCGGCGCAGCUCGUCGCAGCCCCAAGGAGGCGGCCGGCAGUGCUCCCAACUCGGCGCAGACGGCGGCGGCAGCGGCCAACAAGGCAGGCUUCUCGCCACGCGGCGAGCCCUCCCGACGUGGACGCGGCGGCCUCUCCAGCGGCGGUGGAGCGGGCAGUUCGGCCGCCGGCUUCCGACGCCAGCCCGUGGGCAGUGGCUCGACGGGAGGAGGAGCGGGCGGAGCUGGACCCGGACAGGGACGCGGCUUUGGACGACUGGGAUACGAGGAGUACGGCAAGCUGCAGCGCAGCUCCGAGUCAGAGGCGGAUCUGGACAAGACCAAGCAGAACCAGCUGGCACUGAGCGCCGGCUUGCACAAAACCACAACCAAGGACGACAAGGACUCCUCCGCCCUGGGCGGCGAGGAGAAGGACAAGACUGCCGGCCACAACACUGCCCUGCUGGCCAAGGACGAGGCGCUGAAGGACUCGCCGGCCCGCCUGCCACCAGGCCUCGCGGCCGGCUCCGUUUCCGCCACCUCCUCUGCGGCCGCAGUUUCCGGCCAGACAGAUCCCAAGAAGAAGGGCGACCCCACCAGUGCCGUGGUGGGUGGAGAGAAGGCCCCCGGCGGCAAACUGCCGGCCAUCGGCGAGAAGUCGGCCCUGGGAGCCGUCGGUUCCGGCCCCUCGGCGGCCAAUCUCCUCCUGGACGCCGGCGCGCCCGUCAACACCAUCAUAUUCGAGAACUCAACGUACAAGCAGCAACAGCAACAGGCGGCGGCCGCGGCCGUUGUGGCCAAGCCGGUGGGAGCACCCGGAGCCGGAUCUGGACCAAGCAGCGGAGCAGGAGUCGGUCCGGCUGGCAGCAGCGUGGACAGCCUGUCGAGCGCCCUCUCCCAGAUGAGCUUCGGCGGCAAGCCGACGUCCGCAGGGGUGUCUGUGCCCGGCGGCGAGGAUGCCCAAGACUUGAAGCUGGGCUUCAGCUUUGGCGACGAUCCACCCACGCCCCUCAAGGUGGUGGAUCCCAUCGAGAAGGCGUCCGCCCAGCAGCAGCAGCAGCAGGCGCAGCAGCAGGCCCAACAGCAGCAGGCGCAGCAGCACUCCCAGCAGCAGCAGCAAAACAACUCUACGGCGGAUCUCAACAUGAAGAUAGCCAGCGUGAAGAAGGUCUGGGAGUCGGCCACGCCCAUGUCGGACGGUCCGUCGGCGGGGCAGCAGCAAUCGCAGCAGACGCCGCAACAGCAGCAGUCCCAGGCCCAGGUGGUGGCGCAGCAGCAGCAGCAGCAACAGGGCCAGGUGCAGCAGGCGGGAGACGAUGGCAGCGGUCACAUGAGCGCCGCCUCGUUCGUGGCCGCUGCAGUGGCCGCCUCGCAGCAGCAGCACCAGCAACAGCAGCAGCAGCACUCGCAGCAACAGCAACAGCAGGCGCACCAGCAGAUGCCCCACUACGCUGUGUCGGCGGUGCACAUGCAGAGCCACCACCACCAGCAACAGCAGGCGGCAGCGGUGGCGGCGGCGCAGGCGCAGCACCACCAGCAGCAGCAGGUCCACCACCAGCAUCAUGCCCUGUCAUCGCCGGGUCCGGUGCACGGCUAUGGCCACGGAUCCCCGUUCGAUGCUGGUUCUCUGGAGCAGCAGUUCCAGCAGGAGGACUACCCUAGUCCGCAGCAACAGCAGCAGCAGCAGCAGGCCCACCAGAAGGCCAAGCAGCUGCAGCAGCAGCAACAGCACCUGGGCAUGUCGCCGCCGCCCAGCCAGCAGCAGCAACAGCACUCGCAGCAGGCGCACCAGCAGCAGCAGCAACAGCAACACCAGCAGCAACAGCAGCAGCAGCAGCAACAACCGUCGUUCUACCAAGCAUCGCCGCAGUUCGGCGUCGGAGGCAUUCCCACGAUCCCCAGCCCGCCGGCCGUAGUGUUCAAUUCGUCGCAGAUGCCACCGCCGCCGUCGCAGGGCGGCAAUCUGUACGCUCCAUUCCAUUCGCUCGAUCAUUCGAGCCGCUCGCCAGCUGCAUACUCGGCAGCGGCGGCGGCCGCCCACAGCUUCCCGGGCCACUAUGCGGCCGCAGCAGCGGCGGCGGCAGCAGCCGGCGGUGGACCCUUCAACGUCAACGUCAACGCGUACGCAAUGCAGACGCCGCACGGCGGCAGCCUACCACCCACAGCGCCCACCCCCGACAUGUACUCCAGCCUGUCCACCCAGUUCCGGCUGGGCGGUGGCGUCGGCGUCGGACCGGGCCCCUUCGGCCAGCCCAGCUCCCAGCAACUGAGCAAUCCGAGCAGCCACGCCGCAGUGGCCAUCAUCUCGUCCAGCAGCAACUCCAUGAUGUCAUCGGGCGCGGCCAAGCCGCCGCCCAGCCAGCAACCGAUCGGCGCCAUAGGCUCCAAGUCGGCGGGCAGUGGCGGUGGUCCCGGUGGUCCGGGCGGACCUGGCGGGCCGGGCGGACCAGGACCAGGACCCGGCCCAGGUCCGGGACCUUAUGCCACCACACAGCAGUAUAUGAAUCUUUAUGCGGGACCCCCACCGCCCCAGCAUCCGGGCCAGGGUGGACCGCCGCCGGGCGCCCAUCAGCUGCAAUCGAACAGCUAUUACUCGAAUUCGGCGCCGGGCGGACCCAGUGGACCCCAGUUCUAUGGCGGACCACCGCCCCAAGGCAAUGGCGGAGCGCAGAGCUAUGGGCUGUAUGGCGGGCAUCAGGGCGGACCGCCCGGAUCCAAUGGGCCGCCGGGACCGCCACAGACCCAGCACACGAUGGGCAGCUUCAACACACAGUUCAUGAACUCGCAGCUCCUGACGGCGGCCAAUAUGAAUCAGUACCGGGGCGGACCGACGCCCGGAGCGGCCUACCUCAAGGGCAGCCAGGGCCAGGGACACAUGCAGGACUCGAUGGGCCGACAGCUGAAGAGUCCACUCAGCGCCGACAUGAGCCUCGGCCUGGCCAAGCAGGUGCAGUCGCAGCCCAGCCCGCCGCACCACAAGAACUACGGCGCAUGGGAUCUGCAGAAUCAGGUGCUGCAGCAGCAGCAGCAAUCUCAGCAACAGCAGCAGCGCCAGGGCGGCGGCGGCGGCGGCAACGGCCCCAAUAUGAAUGCCCUCGGUGGACGCGGUAGUGGCGCCGUUGGAAGCGGCAGUGGCAACGGCGGCGGCGGCGGCGGUGGCGGCGGCUCCCAGGUGGGCGUCGGCGUCGGCGUGGGCGUGGGCGGCAAUGGAGGCGGCAACGGUGUCGGCAGCGUGGGACAAAGCGGCGGCGGUGGCGGUCAGGGCCGGUAUCCGACGCCCAUCCAGCGACCCAACAACUAUCCCCAGCAUCCGCAGCAGCAGCAACAGCAGCGCGAUCAGGCAGCGGCCGCAGCAGCGGCGGCCCAGCGCGUCCAGAACAUGCGUCAGGUGACGGGUGGCGGUGGCGCCGGCGGCGGUGGUGGCUCCGGCUCCCAGGUGGGCGUGGCCGGCAGUGCCGGUGGCAACGGGAACGCACCUGUAGGACCGCCGGGCGGCAAUAACGGCGGUGGACCGGGCGGCAACGGUGGACCCGGCGGAGCUGGUGGCGGUGGAGCGGGCGGAGCAGCUGGCUCGGGACCCGGAAAGCCCUACUACUCCAAUAACGCCACCGGAGCCGGCGGCGGAGGUAAUCGCGGCGAGUGGCAUGCGAACUGAGCCGACGUCGUCUCCUCCUCCUCCUCCUACUGCCUCCCGGACAGAUUGCGGAUGGAAGAUAUACCUUACAAUAACAACAACAAUAAUAACAACAACAACGGAUUUGGAUAGCGAGAGGAUUACGAGAACAAUAAGGACCGGACUAAGAGAGAGAGAAAGAGAGAGAGAAACUAGCAAAUGCAAAGAGAAAGGGAAUACCGAUCGAGAACGAAAAGAGAAAACAUUCGAAUUGCAAAAAAUUGAUAAUUAUGUUGCAAGUAGGAAGGUGAGAGCGACCAGGGAGUCCUCCCCCCAAAAAAAGCAAAAAAAAGUAAAAAAAAACACAGCCACAACAAAAAAAGUAAAUAAAAAAUAAAAAAAAAACAGGAACAGCAAAAGCAAAAGCAAAAUCAUGAAAAAGCAAAAGCAAAUGCAAAGGCAUAAGCGAAAAGCAAAAAAACAAACGCAAUCGGAAAGAGAGCGAGAGAGAGAGAGAGAAGAGUAACGUCAGAAAGCGAGUAAGGAACUAAAUUGCAAGCAAGAAGAUAUAUUUAACAACAAACAUUAAAAAAAAUAAAACUACAAAAAAAUAAGAAACACCAACACAUACACCACACACACACCCACACACACCACACACACACACACACACACCUACAUAAAUACAUGCAUACAUUUACAUAUAUACAUACAUACUUACAUAAAAUAGCAGAGUGUAUUUUUUGUCAAACAAAUUUACAUAAUAUUAUAUUACUUUAUAUACUUAUUAUUUUUUGUAGUAGAGUCUCUCCCCCUUAAAAAAAAAAACAAACAAACAAACAAGAAAAUCAACAAAAAACAAUCGGAAGAAAAAAACCUUUGGCACUGCGUAUGCUUUAAUUUCUUUAUAUAUAUAAAAUAUUGUUUAAUUUUUUUGCAACCAACAAAAAUCAACUAAUAAUUUUAAUUUAUGUUUAUGCUACAAUAUACAUUAUAUAUAUAAAAUCUA